Messenger RNA from Dermacentor andersoni, 1245 nucleotides. NCBI's taxonomy places the organism in Eukaryota, Metazoa, Arthropoda, Arachnida, Ixodida, Ixodidae. The record is from RefSeq and is a predicted model, not a curated record.
AUGUAUAUGAGAAGGCGCUUCAUCGUGCUUUCGCAGCCUUGUCCGUGUUCGAGGCUGUUCUGCGUGCGUGUUCCGAGACGCCUGCUGCCUUUCGCGCCGUCGGCGCUUGUCGCCGCUACGGUCGCCAAGGCUCGAGGUCACUUCUACGCGGCGGCCGCCACACAGGGCUUCCUGGUCACGGUCAUCGCGGAGGCGGUUUGCCCCAGCGACGAUGCUGGAAUCUCCGCCUGGCAGGGUUGCGCGAGCCACGCCAUCUGGACGCUCGUGGCCUUGCAAGUGGACGUGCUGCGCUUCGACAUCGACACAGUGUACCCGACGGCGGCCGCCUGCUACGCGGCCGCAGUCGUCUGCCUAUUACUGGUCGGCCGUUCGGGCAGAAGGCGCUGCUGCUCGUCCUUCGCGAAGAGGGCGUUCGAGAAACGGGAUACGGCGGAGAGCAGCGACGAAGAGGACGACGACAGUGACUCCUCGUCCAGCUGUCGCGAUGCGUCACCGUCGCCGCGUUUUUACGGCCAGUCUCUUAAGGCCAGGCUCGUGUGGCUGACCUUCUACUCGGAGAGCACCAGUCGCGUCGCCAUGAGCGUCAGCAGCGUCUCCAUUCAGACGACCGCCAUCUUGGCCCGCGUCGCCUUCCCGGCGGUGGUGGAGAUACCGUGCUUCCAAUACGUGUCUUCUUUGCCAGCGCUGCUCGUUGCGAGGCUGUGUCUGGAGCAGCUGGCCGCCUGCCAGGCCGUGCGCUGGCCCCAGCCGUGCGGCCGCUGGAUGUUCCUCUUCAGUGGCUACACGGUGUGCUCCAUGGUGCUGCUGCUGCACUUCCAGACGUACAUCCAUCAGGAGGACCUGUGCGCGCUGCACAUGAUGCUCGCCUACUCCGCGUCAAUGUCAUCAGCCGCCGGGGCCGCGAGGCCCGCCUGGGAGACGCACCUGGCAGGCUUGAUAUCGGCCGCCAUACUGGCGUUGCCUGCCGGUCAGCUGGGUCAGUUCGACUCCGCUCUCGCCUGGGCGUCGCUGGCUCUUAUGCUGGGCUGCUUCGCGGCCACCGCCUCCUUUGCGUCGUCUGCUUUGAAGCCCGCCGGAGUGAGCGUCAGCGUUAGGCGCAGGCGGUUACGUCGCUGACGCUUCUCCCGUCAACGCUGACUCGGUGUUCACCUUCGAGUAACUUGCUUGAGAAUAGUUUGCCGCCGAGAAAACGGCAACUGUGAGAUCUUUGUCGUUGUUGUUGUUAUUAAAUAUUUGAAAUACCUG